This is a messenger RNA of Acanthosepion pharaonis, 2280 nucleotides long. The record is from the annotation of a GenBank genome assembly. Lineage: Eukaryota; Metazoa; Mollusca; Cephalopoda; Sepiida; Sepiidae.
AUGUCUAAUCAACGUUAUACUAGUAGGAACAGCCGUUUGUUUAUUAUUGCUGGCAAAGGAAUAUCUGAGGAUGAGUAUCAUAAAUGCUUCGGGAAAUAUGGUACUAUCCAAGAUGUUUAUAUUGUUAAAGAUCGACAGACGAGUGAAGAAAAAGGAAUUGUAUAUAUUAAGUUUAGCAAAACUUCAUCUGCCUUUCUGGCAAUGGAAGAAAUGAAUGGCAAGUGUGUACCAGGACAUCCCAAACCACUUAAGGUUUUAGUGGCUAGUUCAAAGAGAGAUGGUUCUGUACGUGAUCCCCGUGAAGAAGAAAGGCUGGUUCGUCUCUUUGUCAUUGUGCCAAAGUCAUAUUCAGAGGAUGAUGUUCGAAAAGAAUUUGAAAAAUUUGGUGACAUCGAGGAUGUGACAAUUCUGAAGGAUCGUAAAUCAGGUUUUGGUUAUGUCAAAUAUCAUCGGCCAUAUCAUGCAGCUCUUGCAUAUGAAUCCUGUGAUGCAGUUUUUAAACCCAGAUUUGCUGAGCCUAAGAUUACCCGGCAUGAACGAGAUUAUGAUCCCAAUGGUGGUGGUGGUGACUAUUAUGAUUUUAUGGAUCGAGAUUUAACACUAGAAGCAGAAAUGGCUAACCACCGUUAUCCGAAUACGAACGAUGACCCACCAAACAGUCGUUUGUUUAUUAUUGCUGGCAAAGGAAUAUCUGAGGAUGAAUAUCAUAAAUGCUUCGGAAAAUAUGGUACUAUCCAAGAUGUUUGGAUCGUCAAAGAUCGACAGACAAGCGAAGAAAAAGGAAUUGUAUAUAUUAAGUUCAGCAAAACUUCAUCUGCCUUUCUGGCAAUGGAAGAAAUGAAUGGCAAGUGUGUACCAGGACAUCCCAAACCACUUAAGGUUUUAGUGGCUAGUUCAAAGAGAGAUGGUUCUGUACGUGAUCCCCGUGAAGAAGAAAGGCUGGUUCGUCUCUUUGUCAUUGUACCAAAGACAUAUUCAGAGGAUGAUGUUCGAAAAGAAUUUGAAAAAUUUGGUGACAUUGAGUCUGUGACACUUCUGAAGGAUCGUAAAUCAGGAGAGACCAAAGGUUUUGGUUAUGUCAAAUAUCAUCGGCCGUAUCAUGCAGCUCUUGCAUAUGAAUCCUGUGAUGCAGUUUUUAAACCCAAAUUUGCUGAGCCUAAGAUUCCCCGGCAUGAACGAGAAUAUGACCAUAAUGGAGGUGGAGGUGUUGGUGUAGGUGGUGGAGGAGGAGGCGGCGGUGGUGGUGGAGGAGGUGGUGGUUGUGACUAUUACGAUUUUAUGGAUCGAGGUGUAAAACGUGGCUUUAAUGAGAUGGGCGGAAGAGAUGACUUUGGCUUCCGUGGCCAGGACAUGUAUGGUGGUGGUGGUGGCGGUGGCUAUGGACCUCCAGGGCCUGAUGCUAUGCCUCCUUACCAGGGUGGUGCUGGUCUUGGUGUAAGUGGAGGCAUGGGAGUUGGAGGUGCUGGUUCAGGUGCUGGCAUGGGUGCUCUUGAACCAAUACAAAAUUAUGCCAACAAUGGAUGCCAACGUUUGCAUUUGACUGUUGGGCUUGGACUCAAUCAGUCUUACCUCACCCGGUUGCUCUCUCUCAUUCCAGGUCUUGAAUACUGUGACCUCAAUGAAACCACUGGGAUUGCAUAUGCCAGAUACUGCACUCCCCAAGCGGCUGCGUAUGCACGUGAUAAGUUGGAUGGAUUUGAAUAUCCUAUUGGGAGUCGGAUCCAUGUACGUUUUGCUGACCAGGCAGCCCCAGUUGACAUGAACCUGGGUUUUGGAGACAGUUUUAUGGAGAGCUCAGUGGGUCCUUUUCCAAUGUGGACCUCCACACCAAAGGAUACUUACAAAAAGGCAGCUAUGGUCUUAGAGAAAGCUGGCAUCAACCCAGAACGUAUUUUAGCAAAAGAACAAUUGUUGGAACGUGUGCGUUAUUCCAAUAUCAGUCUGCCCAGAACGCAGCCACUACGAUCAGAGGAUACACCUGUCAGUCAGCGCCUCUUCAUUGUGUGUCAACCAUCUGCUGUACCAGAGAUCAUUCUGCGUGAUUGUUUCUGUCGAUUUGGAGAUCUCAUUGAUGUUUAUUUGCUUUCUGGUCGCAAUUAUGGCUAUGCUAAGUUUGCUUCCAAAGAGCCGGCCUUGAGAGCCAUGCACACCCUCCAUGGUCAAAGUAUUGGUGGACAGCGGCUGAAGGUGUUAGAGGCUGAAUCUCCCAAAGGGCCACCACCAGGCAUUGAGCAAUCAGACAAGAUGCAGAUGACCUCACUGGCAGACUUGUUACAAUGA